CAUCACUGUUAAUUCAGCAAAAGUGACAUAAAAGUGAAGAUCGAACGGUUGUACUACUAGGAAGCAAAAUGAUGUAAUUCAGUUAGCAUAGCAGAAGAUAAAGUCGGAGACAGUCGGGAGUGGGCUCUAUUUAUUUCAAAAAAAGCUGUUUGGCUUGCGCUAAGUAGAAUUUGUAGAGUUUUGAAACAGUAGUAGGAGCAGUAGUCGUAAAUUGAAGGUAGAGUGGUGGAAAGGGUAGUCUCUUAGCUAUUUGCUUAUAUAGCAGUGAUUUUCUCUACUGCUUAAGGUAAUGGAUUCAUUUGAACCUGAUGGAAAUGGGUUGCGUGAAGGAAAUGGGAUCCACGAGGGAAAUGGAUCACAGGAAGGCUUACCGCCUCCCCCACCUGUUGUUCCACCAGAUGUGGUUCCAAUGCGAGCAGAACCUGAACCAGUCAAGAAAAAGGUUGUCAGGGUUCCAAUAGCUAGGCGUGGCCUUGGAUCUAAAGGCCAGAAGAUAUCUCUACUAACUAAUCACUUUAAAGUUAAUGUUAACAAAGUUGAUGACUAUUUCUUCCAUUACUGUGUGUCCCUUUCCUAUGAGGAUGGCCGCCCGGUUGAUGGUAAGGGUGUUGGAAGAAAGGUCAUUGAUCGAGUGCAUGAAACUUAUGACUCUGAAAUGGGUGGAAAGAAAUUUGCUUACGAUGGAGAGAAAAGCUUAUUCACUGUUGGUGCUCUUCCACGCAACAAACUUGAGUUCACUGUCGUGCUUGAGGAUGUCACCUCUAACAGAAAUAACGGAAAUGCAAGCCCUGAUGGGCAUGGUAGUCCCAAUGAGGGUGACCGAAAGAGAAUGCGGCGCCCAUAUCAGUCCAAAACAUUCAAAGUGGAGAUCAGUUUUGCUGCAAAAAUUCCCAUGCAGGCCAUUGCUAAUGCACUGCGUGGACAGGAAUCUGAGAAUUCUCAAGAAGCCAUAAGGGUCCUGGAUAUUAUAUUGCGCCAGCAUGCGGCUAAACAGGGCUGCCUUCUUGUACGCCAGAAUUUCUUUCACAAUGAUCCAAAGAAUUUUGCAGAUGUCGGGGGUGGUGUUCUAGGUUGUCGAGGAUUUCAUUCUAGUUUUAGAACCACUCAGGGAGGGCUGUCUCUGAAUAUUGAUGUAUCAACUACCAUGAUAAUUCAGCCUGGUCCUGUUGUGGAUUUUUUGAUUGCAAACCAAAAUGUGAGAGAUCCCUUUCAGCUUGACUGGGCUAAGGCCAAACGAACAUUGAAAAACUUGAGGAUUAAGGCAAGUCCCUCCAACCAAGAAUACAAGAUAACUGGUUUGAGUGAGAUGCCCUGCAAAGAGCAAACUUUUCAAUUAAACCAAAAGGGAAGGGAUGAUAAUGACCCGCUUGAAUUAACAGUUUAUGACUACUUUGUUAAUCAUCGCCGUAUAGAAUUGCGCUAUUCUGGUGAUUUACCAUGCAUCAAUGUAGGGAAACCAAAGCGGCCUACUUUUAUUCCUAUUGAGCUUUGUUCUUUGGUGUCCUUGCAACGUUACACAAAAGCACUCAACACCCUUCAAAGGGCUUCUUUGGUGGAGAAAUCAAGACAAAAGCCACAAGAGAGGAUGAGUACUUUAUCAAAUGCUUUGAAGAGCAGCAAUUAUGAUGCUGAACCUAUGCUACGCUCAUGUGGGGUCUCAAUCAGUACUAGUUUUGUUCAAGUUGAUGGCCGUCAAUUGCAGGCGCCAAAGCUAAAAGUAGGCAAUGGGGAGGAUUUCUUUCCACGAAAUGGGCGCUGGAAUUUUAAUAACAAGAAACUUGUGGACCCAAGUAAAAUAGAGCGAUGGGCUGUUGUGAACUUCUCAGCACGUUGUGAUAUACGUAACCUUGUACGUGAUUUGACAAAAUGUGCAGAGAUGAAAGGAAUUCCUAUAGAGCCUCCUUUUGAUGUAUUUGAGGAGAACCCGCAGUUCAGACGUGCCCCGCCUACAGUUCGAGUUGAGAAAAUGUUUGAUUCGAUACAGUCUAAGCUUCCUGGUGCUCCGAAGUUCCUUUUAUGUCUACUUCCUGAGAGAAAAAACUCUGACCUAUAUGGUCCUUGGAAAAAGAAAAAUCUUUCUGAUUUUGGAAUUGUCACCCAGUGCAUUGCUCCCCAGAGGGUCAAUGACCAGUAUUUGACAAAUGUUCUUCUGAAGAUAAAUGCAAAGCUUGGUGGUUUAAACUCUAUGCUGGCAGUUGAACAUUCUCCCUCUAUACCACUGGUUUCUAAGGUUCCUACCAUUAUCAUUGGUAUGGAUGUCUCACAUGGCUCUCCUGGGCAUUCUGAUGUCCCAUCAAUUGCUGCGGUAGUCAGUUCCAGGCAGUGGCCAUUAAUUUCUCGAUAUAGGGCAUGUGUCCGCACUCAGUCUCCGAAGGUUGAAAUGAUAGACUCUCUGUACAAGCCUGUGUCUGACACUGAGGACGAAGGCAUGAUGAGGGAGCUUUUGUUGGACUUCUAUUCUAGUUCAGGAAAAAGGAAACCUGAACAGAUCAUCAUAUUCAGGGAUGGCGUCAGUGAAUCACAAUUCAAUCAAGUGUUGAACAUUGAAUUGAAUCAGAUAAUCGAGGCAUGUAAGCAUCUUGAUGAAAAGUGGAAUCCCAAGUUUGUGGUGAUUAUUGCACAAAAAAACCACCACACUAAGUUCUUCCAGCCUGGACUUCCUGAUAAUGUUCCACCUGGAACUGUCAUUGAUAAUAAAGUCUGUCAUCCACGGAACAAUGAUUUCUAUCUCUGUGCACAUGCUGGGAUGAUUGGAACUACGAGGCCCACCCAUUAUCAUGUUUUAUUAGAUGAGGUUGGCUUUUCAGCGGAUGAACUUCAGGAACUUGUGCAUUCAUUGUCCUACGUGUACCAAAGAAGCACAACUGCCAUUUCUGUAGUUGCACCGGUGUGUUAUGCUCACCUGGCUGCCACUCAGAUGGGACAAUUCAUGAAGUUUGAGGAUGCAUCUGAGACAUCCUCAAGUCAUGGUGGUGUAACUUCUGCUGGAGCUGUUCCUGUUCCUCAGAUGCCCAAAUUGUCAGAUAAAGUCUCCAGUUCAAUGUUCUUUUGUUGAGAGGCCUAUGCCCCUGUUUCCCUUGCUUCUGUACAAAUGAUGCUUGAAAGAUAUAUUCGGUGUACAUGGGCAUUUUGCUUUUGCUGCUCUUUUGUUACAGGAUCUGAAACAUGCCACAGGGUAGCGCUGCUGGUCGGGUCGGGUCGCGUUAGUUUAGUUUUAUCUUAAGAUGGAAGAAUGUUUUUUGUUAUAGGGUAGCGGCGCCUGACGGCCACCUAGGCUUCUUUUUGUUUAUGCAAGUUUUCGAUACUCUGGAUGUAAGUAUAUGGUUUAACGUGACAACCUGACUAGGUGAUGUUUUGUUGCUUUCA
This is a messenger RNA of Ricinus communis (castor bean), 3366 nucleotides long. Its product is annotated as protein argonaute 4. The transcript has 24 exons. The record is from RefSeq and is a predicted model, not a curated record. Gene Ontology annotation, biological process: regulatory ncRNA-mediated post-transcriptional gene silencing. Gene Ontology annotation, molecular function: RNA binding; protein binding. Gene Ontology annotation, cellular component: cytoplasm. The coding region runs from base 290 to 3055 and encodes 921 amino acids. NCBI's taxonomy places the organism in Eukaryota, Viridiplantae, Streptophyta, Magnoliopsida, Malpighiales, Euphorbiaceae.